Molecule: messenger RNA, 630 nt
Organism: Naegleria lovaniensis
Lineage: Eukaryota; Heterolobosea; Eutetramitea; Acrasida; Naegleriidae
Exons: 3
Coding region: 1-630 (209 amino acids)
Biological process (GO): translational initiation
Cellular component (GO): eukaryotic translation initiation factor 4F complex
Molecular function (GO): RNA 7-methylguanosine cap binding; translation initiation factor activity
Source: RefSeq, a predicted model, not a curated record
AUGAUGACCACAGAUAAGAAAUAUGAAGAACCUCUCGCCGAUCAUCAAGGUGAAGGCGAAAAUUACAAUGAAGAUGAGGAAUCAGUGGAAAAACAUUUUCUUGAAAAUAGUUGGACACUUUGGUAUCACAAUCCUCAAGCUAAAUUGAACGAACAAAAUUACUCUCAAUUUUUCUCUGAAGUAUAUACAUUCUCUGAUGUUGAAACAUUUUGGAGUGUGUUUAAUCAUAUUCGAGGACCAAGUGACAUUGCCACUGGUACUACUUACUUCUUAUUAAAGGAAGGCAUAAAGCCUGCAUGGGAGGAUCCACAAUGCAUUAACGGAGGAGAAUGGGUUUACAGCUUUCCGAGGAAAUUCAACAGUGCCGAUCAGUAUUGGCUUGAUCUGGUCAUGUUUUGUGUAGGAGAAUGUUUCACAUACUCAGAAAAUCUACUGGGGUGUUGUGUUGCUAAUAGAAAGAAUCAGAUUCGUAUUAAUUUGUGGGUUAACACGCUAGAUGAAACAAUUGCGAAAAAGUUUGGAGAACAAUUUAAAUUUGAAGCGCUAAAGCUCAACUCUUCAGUAUCAAUAGAUUUCAAAUCUUUUAAGGAUCAACUUGACGGGAAAAAGACAAUUCUUCAGUCCGUUUGA